Molecule: messenger RNA, 1203 nt
Organism: Daphnia pulex (common water flea)
Lineage: Eukaryota; Metazoa; Arthropoda; Branchiopoda; Diplostraca; Daphniidae
Exons: 4
Coding region: 461-949 (162 amino acids)
Source: RefSeq, a predicted model, not a curated record
GGAUUACCUUUUCCAUUAAUAAAAACCCAAGGCAAUCUACAAAAGUCUGGUCAGCUUCAACAGGAGGGCAUGGGCAUCACGUGAACGAUAGGCUGAAAGUCUAGUUUCAAAUUCGGUGAUGUUGUCAGUUAUAAUGGCGUUUGGAAGAGAUAUUAGAUAAAUAACCAACCUACACGAAGUCUCCAGUUUCCCCUCCUCGUUUGCCCCACCCACAAGUAGCAGUUUUAGAACAGUGCCAUACGCAGCCUUUAGCCCACACAUAUACACGCGAGAUGAAAACUUGUGAAUACGUAUAUAUACUAACGUUUGGAAAUUCCCACUGGCCUCGUUCAAACAAUAUAGUGUCAGGUGCCUUACGGAAAAGUCAGACGUCACGCUGGAGCUGCCGGGGUAUAUAUUCUCGGAUACGUCUCCCAAACUUCGAGGAUAGUUGAAACAAGUGUCAGCGGUAGCAGUAGCCAUGGCUCCAAUCGUCCCCAAAAACAAAUUUUUGUUCUUCUUCUUGAUCUUCGUCCAGUGGAUUUACUGUCCUGUGGCAGCCAUUCCAUUUCGGAAAAAUGAAGUGUACGGAGAAAACACCAUCAACCGUAAUUGGCGUCCAACUUUGACUCGUGAACGUGAAUCGUUACCGGACUAUCAGCCGCUUUGCCAGUCUAUUAAUCAAAGAGUGGAUCUUCACGAACCAGACUACGAGUUUCGACCCCCAUUUUAUCAUUCGAUUGAGUGCAAGCACACGGCCAACAAGUUACAUCAUCGCGGACAUCAAGACGGUUCACAGAUUUGUCUACAGUCGGGAUUGUCUUGCGUUCAACGCACCAAAACCAUUCAGUUAGCAAAAAGAAAAAUUGGAACAUCAUGUUGGACGCUAUUCACAAAAGAAAUUCAUUCGGGCUGCGAGUGCAUGUGGCCCGUUCAAACGAAUGGCGACUCGAAACACCGUUUCACAUGAGUUCCGAAUCUUAAAUGUAUUUAAAAAUGAAUUUUUACCUGCAAUUCGCUGUAGGGGACUUGGUCAGGAAGAUGUAAAGUGUCCAACGUUUUCGAAGUCCCUCCCACGCGCGUUCUUCCCAUUUUGUGUUUUCAUACUUGUCUAUGUCGUUUUGCUUCGAUCUCCGAACGUUACACAGAACUCAAUUCAUAACUGUGCAAAUAUUCGCGAUCUCAAGUGCUCUUUUAAGUUAAAUAAAUCAAUUUGACGACGGA